This is a messenger RNA of Cuscuta campestris, 2386 nucleotides long. NCBI's taxonomy places the organism in Eukaryota, Viridiplantae, Streptophyta, Magnoliopsida, Solanales, Convolvulaceae. The record is from the annotation of a GenBank genome assembly.
GCCCCCCACCCCAACUCUUCCCUCUCUACGUACUACGCAGUACCUGUCUGUGUCUAUCUAUUUUUGGACAUGGUUUUCUUCUUCAACUUCGCUUCCUCUCUUCUGGUUCACCCCCCUUAACCCCAUUUCCCCUCCAUACACAAACAAGUUCUCUCCAAAUCAAGCGGUUGAAAUUCUCCCUUUCCUCUCCUUAGCUCCCAACCAAACUAUGCCUGCUUGGUGGGGAAGGAAGUCCUCUAAGAACAGCCCCAAAACCCAACAGCCCGAUAAGAGAACGGCCGCCACAGCCGCCGCGGGCGAGAAGGCGCCGCAGCCACCCAAUAUUAGCUCCGAUGAGGCGGUCCCUGGAGCCGUAGUACUAGCGAGGAAAUCGCCUAGAAGUAGCAGAGAGUUCUCUAGCGGUAGAGGGUCGUCUUCUGGAUCUUCCGGUUUUGAAUCGGCUUCCUCUUUGGACCGAGCGCUUCCGCUGCCGAAGCCGACUUUCUCAAAUGAACAUGGAGUUGGAUUGGGAUCUGGGUCCGAGUCCGGAUCCAGCGUUAGCUCUUCUGGUUCAUGUGAGGAUCAGCCAUAUUCCGCUUCUUUCAGAGGAGCUGGAGACAAUAAGUUCAGACCGCUAUCUCGAAGCCCGGUUAGAUCAAGAGCAUCCACUACCACACCUUCACCGCGACAUCUGCGAUUUUCCAGUAGUAGUUUGGACUCCCCGACAGGAAAGUUGGAUGAUGGGAAGAGUGAAUGUCAUCCCUUGCCUCUUCCGCCUGGUUCUCCGACCAGCCCUUCCUCUUUGCCAAAUCUAAGAACUCCCGUCUCCGAAUGCUCAACUGGUAAUUUGUCACAAUGGAAGAAAGGCAGGCUCCUAGGUCGAGGCACAUUUGGCCAUGUCUAUCUUGGAUUCAGCAAUGAGAAUGGGCAAAUGUGUGCCAUUAAAGAAGUUAAAGUUGUUGCAGAUGACCAGACAUCCAAAGAAUGCCUCAAGCAAUUGAACCAGGAAAUUAUGUUGCUAAGGCAGUUUUCCCAUGCAAACAUUGUCCAAUACUAUGGAAGUGAAUUGGGUGAAGAAACACUAUCAGUUUACUUGGAGUAUGUUUCUGGAGGAUCUAUCCAUAAAUUGUUGCAAGAAUAUGGGCCAUUCAAGGAGCCCGUUAUUCAGAACUACGUGAGGCAAAUUCUAUCUGGCCUUGCAUACCUGCACACAAGAAAUACCGUGCAUAGAGAUAUCAAAGGAGCAAAUAUAUUAGUCGAUCCUAAUGGUGAAAUCAAACUUGCAGAUUUUGGCAUGGCUAAGCAUAUUAAUUCUUAUUCUUCAAUGCUAUCUUUCAAAGGAAGCCCUUAUUGGAUGGCACCUGAGAUAGUCAUGAAUACAAAUGGCUACAGCCUUGCAGUGGAUAUAUGGAGCUUAGGGUGUACGAUUCUUGAAAUGGCAACAUCAAAGCCGCCUUGGAGCCAAUAUGAAGGGGUUGCUGCCAUAUUUAAAAUUGGAAACAGCAAAGAUAUGCCUGAAAUCCCCGAUCACCUAUCCAAUGAUGCCAAAAGUUUUAUAAAGUUAUGUUUGCAGCGAGAGCCAUCUGCACGUCCUACCGCAGCACAGCUUCUAGAACAUCCUUUUAUUACAGACCAAAAGGCUGCAAGAGGAUUAAUCCCUGAAAUCAAUGUAAAUAAGGAUACUCAAUCUGGCCUCUUUGAUGGAAACCGCACCAAGCUAGCCAUCGAUCUACAUCCCAGCCGGAGCAACAUGAGGUCUCUUGAGGCCUCAAAUCAUUUAACGAGACCAGUUCUAACCGUUUCUAGAGCCAUUAUCAGCUCAAGGGAUACUACAAAAAGUAUAACAUCUUUGCCAGUAUCUCCCUGUUCAAGCCCUCUGAGACAACAUGCACCAGCACGCCGGAGCUGCUAUCUCUCCCCACAACACUCAUCGUAUCCUGUCACGGGCCAAAGUGGGUAUAAUACAAACGACUCAAUAUUUGCAACACGGCCGAAUCCUAGAAGUAUACUGGACCCAUGGCUUGGGACACAUCAAUUUAGUGCUCAUACAACACCUGGAAGAUCCUCAAAAACUAGACCCAUUCUUUAGACUGAUCUCAAUUUUAGAAUGAAGAGGAUCUUCGGCUGCCCAGAUAAGUUUGGUGGUGCCUAUAGAAUCGAAGUGGGCGUGUGUAGUCUCCUAUUUAUGACCUGCUAAAUGGUGGUUGUGUGUGGUGGCUUUUCCUGGGAAAUUGGCAUGUCGAAAUUGUACUAUAGGAGAUGGUUUCGGUUAAAAAUCCCCCCCCCCCUUCUUGCAUUCAAAUGUAAAUGAAAUGAGUAAUCCUUGUGUUAAAAAAAGAGUAAUCCUUGAUUAUUUAGAUGUGUUAAUGUUAAAUGUUUCUAUAUUUAAUAUAUUGUGUAGUUAUUA